Penicillium angulare is the source of this 888-nucleotide messenger RNA. RefSeq lists its product as uncharacterized. Gene Ontology annotation, molecular function: DNA-binding transcription activator activity, RNA polymerase II-specific. Lineage: Eukaryota; Fungi; Ascomycota; Eurotiomycetes; Eurotiales; Aspergillaceae. Gene Ontology annotation, biological process: regulation of transcription by RNA polymerase II. The coding region runs from base 1 to 888 and encodes 295 amino acids. The record is from RefSeq and is a predicted model, not a curated record. The transcript has a single exon.
AUGGAUCAUUUUGAGCUUAUUCUGCAAUGGAUUAAUCAUACUCAUCGACUGCUUGCGCGCAAUGAAGAGACCCGAAAAGUCUGGGAGAUGCUUGUGCUACAGGAAGGCCUGAAGGAACCAUUUCUCAUGCAUGGAAUUUUAGCAUUGUCGGCCUUGCAUCUCGCUUACCUACGUCAAGACGGUCGACGUGUAAUGUGGCUUGAUUUAGCCAUAGCGCACAAGAAUACAGCUCUUUCUAUGUUCACAGCUCAACUCCAGAACAUUGCUCUUUCAAACGCAAAAGCCAUGAUGGCCUUUGCUAGCUUGGCAUUCGCAUUUAGCCUCGCAAGUGUUCUUAAUGUUGAUUCAGAGGAGGAUGGACCUAGUUUGAGCUCUCUCACUGAUGUCUUCUAUCUGGCUCGUGGGGUUCAAGCAGUGAUGGUUACGAAAGAAGGGUUUUUACGGGAAAGCAAUUUUGCACCUCUUCUCAGCAUCUUCCGCCCCGAAGUCACUAUCCCGAUGGACACUCUUGGUGCCUUGGAUCAACUUGAGCACCUACUGAUUCAAUGCAGCCAAGCCGGCGGUCUUGGCUCCCCAUCCUACAUUCGUGAAAUUGAAUCCAUGCGUGGACUUCUUCCUUUCACAUAUGAUAAGCCAACUUCUAUGACUAUGGCGGGUGGUUGGGCUAUUCGACUGACCCAAGAUUAUUUCGAGGACCUUCAAAGCCAGAAACCCCUUGCGCUCGUUGUUCUGGCUCAUUAUUGUGUUUUCCUCCACAUGGCCCGAGAAAACUGGUGCAUAUCAUCAUGGGGCAGGAGGGUGUUCUUAGACAUCAGGGAUCAUUUAGAUCCCGUCUGGCAUCCCCAUAUACAAUGGGCAAGUCUCAAUAUAAUCGGCGCGGAUACAUAA